CAGUUAUGCCAUAUAACAGCGCCCAUCACUGUGUUGUGGAGGUGGAAAACUUCUUGUUUGUGCUGGGAGGAGAAGACCAAUGGAACCCUAAUGGGAAACACAGUACAAACUUUGUUAGCCGAUACGAUCCCAGGUUUAACAGCUGGAUACAACUUCCACCCAUGCAAGAGAGGAGAGCCAGUUUCUACGCCUGUCGCCUUGACAAGAACUUGUACGUAAUCGGUGGAAGAAAUGAAACUGGCUACUUGUCCAGCGUGGAGUGCUACAAUCUGGAGACAAACGAGUGGCGUUACGUGUCUUCGUUACCACAACCUUUGGCAGCCCAUGCAGGAGCUGUUCACAAUGGCAAAAUAUAUAUUUCAGGAGGUGUUCACAAUGGAGAGUAUGUCCCCUGGCUGUACUGUUAUGACCCUGUGAUGGACGUCUGGGCCCGAAAACAGGACAUGAACACAAAGCGAGCCAUCCACACUUUGGCUGUAAUGAAUGAUCGACUCUAUGCAAUUGGAGGAAACCAUUUGAAAGGUUUCUCCCAUCUUGAUGUAAUGCUUGUGGAAUGCUAUGAUCCGAAAGGUGACCAGUGGAAUAUCCUCCAGACUCCUAUUCUGGAGGGUCGCAGUGGCCCUGGCUGCGCGGUCCUUGACGACAGUAUUUACCUUGUAGGAGGCUACAGCUGGAGUAUGGGGGCCUACAAAUCUUCUACUAUUUGCUAUAGUCCUGAGAAAGGGACUUGGACAGAACUAGAAGGAGAUGUUGCUGAGCCACUUGCAGGACCUGCUUGUUCGACUGUCAUAUUGCCAGCCUGCGUACCGUACAACAAAUGAUAGUCAAGGAGCACUGACACGAACACUGAUUGCAUUUGGGAAAAUAAUGACGGGUGACGUAAAUAUUUUAUUAGAACAGGAUUCUUCCUAAAACAAAGCUACCGUAAUUGACCCCUUAUUCCAUAUUUAUGCUUUAGGAGCAAAUUAAAAGAAAACAAAAAACAAGUGUCCCAUCUCAAAUAGAUGCUGGUGUCUUAAGAAGCAAGCAGCUAAAACACACCGAACAUUACAUGCUGACAGACUGCCAUUUCAAACUGAUUUUAACUUUUUCCUGCUGCAGAGAUAUUCCUCACAUUAAAUUUAACUUUAAGAAAAAUGAAGGCUAAAUGUUCAAAUACAGCCUGAAGAGACAAGAUCAGUAUUGUGCAUUGUAUCUACCUGCAUGUGAUCUGUGUUGAAGUCAUGAGGAUGUUGUUUUCAUGAAUGCUUCAGAAUUCAGAUAGUGGAAAGCUCACACUACAUUGCAGAAUUGUCUCCUCCUCUGUAAUCCUAACCUACAGCUACUUCACAUGCUCUGCAAGCAGUACAGCAUCAGAAGAUUAUAAAAGGUAAAGAAAUAUCAUUCAGAUUUUGCACAGCUUGGCAUCUAAUACGCUCUGCCUUCAAAGUCCCCAUGUCUAAGUGGUGCGGAAAGCAGACUACAAUGAAAGCCAUGCUUUACAGAGCACUUCUUGCAAUAGCAGUUUAAGGAUUAGGAUCACAUUCUUAUAAUCACACUUGUGUAAAGUCAGAGUCAUUUCACUGAAAUCACAUGGGAUGACUGUUUUUACAUUAGUAUAACAGAAAUUUGGUCCUACACCUUAAAUUCUGGGUUCUUAAGGGAAGUUAUUUCUAUGACCACUUAACGAAGCACCAGAACCCUUACUUACUUUUCACCAACCUGGUUAGAUAGGAGCAUCCGUGCUCAUUGCUUCCAAAGACACGAAGACUGCAUUUAACUAUAAAUGUAUUACUUUGGACUCUUAAAUGAUUAUGCACAAUUUUGGAGAGACGCUAGUAAGUAGUUAAAUUACUCCUGUGUGUUUGAUCUUAAAAUGUACACUGAAAGAUUUUUACUAUUGAUCCAAAGUAAUAUGAGGCUAGACUUUCCACUGCCUUAGAGCCUGUGUAAUUUACACAUUGCAAAGCGAGUUGAGAACGCUACCACAUGGGACUAGUUAGCAUUUAAGACUUGCUUCAUGAACCCAUAGUUGUUCACACAAAUCAGGCUCUCUGUGUUUUAAACUUAUGUCUUUCUGUCCUGGCUUUGCAAAAGCAGUGACAAAAUCAGAGCCUGAUUCUUCACCACCUUGCAGUUAACAUAAUUAUCUACACCUCAGCAAAGUAUAUGCAUAAUUUUCUUCCAUUGUGGUUGACUGGUGCUGCAUCCAUUACCCUCAGGACUCUUCUCGUCACUGGUAUAAACUGACAUCGCUCCAUUCAGGCCAAUAGAUGUACUUUGGUACGUCGGCUAAGAAUCUGGCCUUUAAUUUGCGUAGUUGUAACUGGCCGCACCAGACAAAAGGCAAAGGAGACUCAGACCCUUCACAAUAGGACUCAGUACUAACGCAUUAAGCAAGGAGCAGGCAACUUCUGGAAGUUGGGUUCUGCUGCAGACGCAAUGGAUGGGAGGAAGAAUUAAUUAUUUGCUUUGCAAAAUAGAAAGAGGACAGAUGUACACAGAAAUUACACUAUAUGUUGAAGCUUGAGAGCAAUAUAAAUAAUGGAGAGCAAAUAUCAUGGGACUGUUUCUCUCUGCCAUCAGUCCAGUUUUAUUGCAGUGCAACUCUCUUGCUUGCAGCAGAAUUACAUGGUUGUAAAAUUGGAGUAAUGCAGUAAAGACUGAUACCGAGCAAAUAAAAUAACCCAAUUGAUGAGGUAGCUGCACGCCUGGAAAAAAAAUUGUUUAAACAAAAUAAUUAUCUGAAGAUGCUAAUAUUUGAAUGUGCUGUUCGGGAGUUUUCCAGUGAGCAUCACUAAGGAACUCAUAAAGGUGGAGUGUAUAUCCUGAAUCUCGAUCCAUUUCUACUAUAUAGUGCAAUCUUAGUUGGUUUUGUAUUUAUUUAUAUUGUUCAGAUCCAAGGGAUCUCUUGUAAAAUAUAUUUGGUGCAAUCAUGACUUUUUUUUUUUCCUUUCCUGUUGAGAGUAUAUAAAGAUGAAUAUAUAUAAAAAGGAAACUGUUAAGAUACUGAAUGAGGAAACCUUUAAUGACAUUUAAGAUCAGGAUAAGGUCUGCCAUUAAACACUGACUGUCACCUGUCUCUACUGAAACGUACCAUUUUUAAAGGAUAUUUGUUGUCCUUUUAAGUGGUUCUUUUUUUAACCAAGAUAAUUUAAAGAUUUAUGAGGACUGUAUGUAAAUCUUUCUAUCUUUCAGGAAGGCAUGACCAAGGAAAGUGCUAACUGAAUAAGUCACACAAAGAAUGUAAAUUUUGUACAGUACUAGACUGUGUAAAUGAAGCUUGCUUGUAGGGGGAAAACUUUAAAUAAAACUUUAUGUACUAAUUCAACCGUCUGCCAUAUUCCUACUUACAAAGUGUAUGUAUAAAUAAUAUCUACAUUAAAUUCUUUGGAACUUUUUUUAUCAU
Antrostomus carolinensis (chuck-will's-widow) is the source of this 3388-nucleotide messenger RNA. It is a transcript of the gene KLHL14, whose product is annotated as kelch like family member 14. The record is from RefSeq and is a predicted model, not a curated record. Gene Ontology annotation, cellular component: neuronal cell body; neuron projection; endoplasmic reticulum. Lineage: Eukaryota; Metazoa; Chordata; Aves; Caprimulgiformes; Caprimulgidae. Gene Ontology annotation, molecular function: protein binding. Bases 6 to 821 code for a protein of 271 amino acids. The transcript is spliced from 6 exons.